GAACCAGAUAGAAAUAUUGGAACUGAAAGGUACAAUAACCAUAGUAAAACUUUCAAUGGAUGGACUUAACAGUGAAGAAACGUCAAUAGAAAUUACCCAGUCUGAACAAUAAAGAGAAAAUAGCUUGGAAAACAAACCAAAAAAUCCAAUAAAACAACUUCAGGGACCUGUAGGACUGUAACAAAAGAUCUAAUAUUCGUGUCAUCACAGAGUCCCAGAAGAUAAAAACAGUUGGAACAGAGAAAGAAUGGCUUAAAAACUCCCAAAUAUGGCAAAAGACAUAAACCUAUACAAUCAAGAAGCAGAAUGGACACAAAGAAAUCCAUGCCAUAUCAUAAUCAAACUUCUGAAAAGUAAAGAAAAAAUCUUGAAAACAGCAAGAGAGAAACAACAACACCUUAUCUAUAGGAGGGAAACAAUGCAAAUAAAGUAGAUUUCUCAUUAGAAACCAUAGAAGCCAGAAGGAAAGACAACAGCAUUUUUCAGGCCCUGAAAGAAAAGAAUUGUCAACCCAGAAUUCUAUAUUCAGCGAAAAUUAUCUCAAGAAUAAAAGGAGAAAUCAAGACAUUCUCAGGUAAAGGAUAACUGAUAUAAUUUGUUAUCAGCAGAACUAACCGAAAAAUGAAAAGGCUAAAGGAGGAUCUCUAAAUAGAAAAGAAAUAAAAGAAGGAUUCUUGGAAAGAUUAAAAAUAUGGAUACAGUAGACUUCUUUCGAACAUUUUAAAUUAUGUUUGACAGUUGAAGCAAAACUUAUAAGAGUUGGAUGUGGUUCUCUAUGUAGAGGAAAUACUUAGGGUUAUUAUAAACAGAAGAGGUUAAAGGAAGGUGAAGUUUCUACAGUCAAAACUGACAAAAUGACACCGGUGAACUAUGACAAGUAUAUGUGUGUAAUGUAAGACAGUAAGUCCUCAACAUUGUUGAUAAGUUCUGCAGCUUAAGCGAAAUGACAUACAACAAAACCAAUUUUAUCAUACAUAGGCUAACCAAUAUAAGCAAGAGUUAAGUUCCUACAGCAUCUCAUUGAUGUUAUAACAAAACCAUAUUGAAUGUAACAUUUGAGGACCCUACUGUACUUAGACACACUCAAACAAUUUAGAUAAGUCAAACUGGAAUUCUGAAAAUGUUCAAGUAGCCCACAGGAGGGCAAGAAAAAACAAAAAUGAAAAAUGGAAUAAAGUAAGUGGCAAAGCCACAAGGAAAGUUCUAGGUCUCAUCAAAUAUAUAUUAGCUUCAUUUCCCAGGUAGCAUACCCACUUCUGUGUUAUCAUAGACUCCCACAGGCACUUCUCUCAUUGCCAUUGUAACAUUCCAUUGUAAUUUUGUAUUUAUUCAUUUGCCUCUGUUUUUACCAGCCUGAGUUUCUUAAAGAUGGGAAUUGUGUUUCUAUGUUUGUAUAGCCUCAAUACUUUAUUACUCUUAAGAAUAAAUGGGUUAGGGAGAGAGAUAGGACUACAAUGGAUUUAAAGAUGUUAAAUGUAAAAAAAUCCAUGAGUCCAUAAAAAAGUCCCUGCCCCGCCCAAACCCCAAAUCAAUCCUAAUUUGUCACCAUUGGAUGUUGUUAUUGCACCAAAUUCUUAGUCUGAAAAUGGGUCAGGGAAGGAAUUCAGAAUUUAUCCUGUCUUUUUAGUAUUUCAUGUCAACCAAAUAACUGUAGUGAAUGAGGAAAAGCUCUUCUUUUCAGAAAAAUUCCAACUAAUGUAGAAGGAAUGACAGAAAAUAGCCAUUUUGUGACUCCCAAUUAAGUACUUGAUUGAGGCAAGGAUUGUCAAGGAUGCUAAAGUCAUGAGGUGAAAGGUGGAUGGAUGUGAAACUGGCUAUUUGUGUGGUGCUAGACAAUCACCUCACAUAACUCAAUGCCUCUCAGCCAGUAGUAAGUGGAUGAACACCCUGGUACAUCCACAUAGUGGAAUACUACUCGGCAAUAAAAAAGAAUGAGCUGAUAAGCAUAACAACUUGGAUGGAUCUCAAAUGCAUUAUGCUAAGAGAAAGAACCACAUCAAUGUAUGUCAACUAUGAUUGAAACAUAAUUUAAAAAAAAACAGACUCAAAAGGCUACAUAUUAAGGAUUCCAUUUAUAUGAUAAUAUGGAGAAGGCAAAAACUAGAGAGACAGAAAACAGAUCAGGGGUUGUCAGGAGGUUGGGUGGAUUACAAAGGUGUAUGGGCAAACUUUAGGGGGUGAUGGAAAUAUGUUAUCUCUUGGUUGUGGUGAUGGUUCCAUGAGUGUAUGUAUUUGUCAAAACUCACAUCCUAAAAAGUGUGCAUUUUACUCUGUAAAUUAUAUCAUAAUUUAAAUAAAAAAGAGACCAACAAAACAAAUCACCCCAUAGAUUAUUUAGGGGUCAGAAUUUUUCAAAUAUACCUUUACAAAGCGGAAGUCUGGCUUUCACAGCCUAACCCAUGAUCAGAUUCAGCCUCGCUAAAGUGGGAUAAUCAGAUAUUGGGUCCCUUCUAAUGUGAUGCAAUAUGCAGGACAGAGCAGCAUCUAGGAAGUAUCCUUGAAUACAUGUAGCCAAGCCUUUAGAUCUGAUUCCCAGUGUGCAGAAAAAACUAAGAGAAACAAGUUAACAUCUGAGGAAACAGACUGCCUUGAACAAACAGCAAUAAAAGACAUUUUGGGGACAGUUAGGGAAAUUCGAAUGUGCACGGUGUUAGAUGAUAUUAAUUUAUUGUUGACUUCACUAAGGAUGAUAAAGGUAUUGUGGUGCAGAAAGUUGCUUUUUAGAGAUGCAUGCUGAAGUGUAAGGGAUGAAGUGUCAUAUUUGUCUAAUUUACUUUAAAAUACGUCUUUAGAAAUAAUUAAUAGAUGAAGGGGGAGGAAGCAGAAAUCCUAAUAUGAAGGGGGCAGUCCAUGGGUCUGGGGCAGGAACACAGGAUGAAAUGCAAACUCCUUAGAGAGGACUGAGGCCUGACCUGACUUGACUUUUCUUGUGUGUCUGUUCUCACCUCCCAGCAUUCUCCCAGCUACACAGGCCUUCUUUGAAUGGGCCAAUUGCUUUCCUUCCUUCAGGCAUUUGGACUAGCCUUCUUUUCCACCUGGCAUGUUGUGUUGUCCCCACUCUUCUGCGGUAUCAGCCUAGAUUUCACUGCAGAGAGACCCUCCCCCACAGAACCAUCUGAUGUGGGUUCUGCUUCUAGGGCCCCUGUUUUUUGUUGCUUGGCUGCACUUCCCACGCGCAGGUGGUGAUGAUGUUUGUUUAUGUUAUGUCUGUGCGUUGAUAUUUAGGGCCAUCACAGGGUCCCCAGGGCCUGCGUUUACCGCGCACCUGCGCGCUCUCUGCGUACAUCUGCAGGUAACUCUGCAUUGAAAUGUGCCUGCUGUUUCGUGCUUGGAGUGCCGACCGUGUCACUAUCCUGGUGACUUCCCCAGCCACCGAGACAGUUGCGAAGCGGGACCGCGGACUUGACCCCAUUUCCCGCUGGCGCCAUCUCCUAGCCAGCUGACUGCCCCAAAGCCUUUCCUACACCCCGGAACCUCCAGCUCGGGGACCCCACCCUGAAGGCCUCUGCUCCUGCCUGAGGAACUACACUUCCCAGCGGAAACUAGAGCAGUGACUGCAGCUCCCAGUGUGCUCUUCGGCGUGGCUCCGCCCGCGACAGUAACUCCUAAGUGGCUGAAGUUUGGCGGGUGCAGGGAGCAGGGCCUGGCCACUCCUCACACAGAAUGCCCGAGGGACCUGAGCUGCAUCUUGCCAGCCACUUUGUGAACGAGGCAUGCAGGGGUCUGGUGUUUGGUGGGUGUGUGGAAAAGUCACCCAUCAGCCGCAACCCUGAGGUGCCCUUUGAGAGCAGCGCCUACCACAUCUCAGCCUUAGCCCGUGGCAAGGAGCUGCGCCUGACACUGAGCCCCCUGCCUGGGGCCCAACCCCUACGGGAGCCACUGGCUCUUGUCUUCCGCUUUGGCAUGUCCGGCUCCUUCCAGCUAGCCCCCAGUGAUGCACUGCCACCCCAUGCUCAUCUGCGCUUUUACACAGCUCCACCUAGCCCCAGACUUGCCCUCUGCUUUGUGGACAUCCGCCGCUUCGGCCACUGGGAGCUUGGAGGAAAGUGGCAGCCAGGGCGUGGGCCAUGUGUCUUGCUGGAGUACGAACAGUUCAGGGAGAAUGUGUUACGAAACCUAGUGGACAAGGCCUUUGAUCGGCCCAUCUGUGAGGCCCUCUUGGACCAGAGAUUCUUCAAUGGCAUUGGCAACUAUCUGCGGGCAGAGAUUCUGUACCGGCUGAAGAUACCCCCCUUCGAGAAGGCCCGCACAGUUCUGGAGGCGCUGCAGCAGCGUAGGCCGGUGAGGAUGCAGGGAGGCAGGCAUGCACCUAUUAGUGAGGACCAACAAAGGAGCCCAGAGCUGACCCUCAGCCAGAAGAUCAGGGCCAAGCUGCAGAACCCGGACCUACUGGAGCUGUGCCACUCAGUGCCCAAGGAAGUGGUCCAGCUGGGGGGCAAGGGCUAUGGGCAGGAGAGUGGAGAGGAGGACUUUGCGGCCUUUCGAGCCUGGCUGCAGUGCUAUGGCAUGGCAGGCAUGAGCUCUCUUCGGGACCGGCACGGCCGCACCAUCUGGUUCCAGGGGGAUCCUGGACCUCUGGCACCCAAAGGGGGCAGGCCCCACAAAAAGAAAUCCAAGGGAGCACAGCAGAGUCCUGAGGACAAAAUGGAGAACCCUCCACCCCCUAGCAAGGCCCCUUCCAAGACACGAAGGGCACGGAGAGGCCUUCCUGAGCAAACUACAGCCCAGCAGCCCAAGAGGACCAGCCUCCAACAGGACCCAGGAGUAUCCCCAGUCACUGAAAAAGGGAAAAGGAGGGGGCGACAAGCUUCAGGCUUCUGCAGACCCCAAAGGAUCAAGGCUGACACCUCAUCUUUGGAGACUGAGGGGACCUCCGCCUCUUAAUAGGAUCUCCUUACUUGCAUCUACCCCUUCCUGCUGCCUUGCCCUGGAUCUGGGAGCCUGUGUGUGGCUUCCUAGAAGCAGGAAGUAGUUGAGGAGAUUGGAUGCCUAUGGCCCUAUUGCUGUUACCUACACAACUAUGUUUUUAAUUUUACUCUACCUUCCCCAAUUUUUAAGCCCAUGUAAAAGAUGCUGUUUUAUUAUUCUUUUUCAUAAAUUGAUGAACUUCU
Molecule: messenger RNA, 5111 nt
Organism: Pteropus alecto (black flying fox)
Lineage: Eukaryota; Metazoa; Chordata; Mammalia; Chiroptera; Pteropodidae
Gene: NEIL1
Product: nei like DNA glycosylase 1
Exons: 10
Coding region: 3664-4884 (406 amino acids)
Biological process (GO): base-excision repair
Cellular component (GO): nucleus
Molecular function (GO): DNA N-glycosylase activity; damaged DNA binding; zinc ion binding
Source: RefSeq, a predicted model, not a curated record